AUGGUUAAUAACGAUAGUGAUAGGAUGGAAAUUAUAGAGAAAAGAAAUAGUAAUUUUAUGCAUAACGAAGAAUUAAUUCAAGAUGGUGAUGAAGUGGUUAUUUAUAUGAGUUAUGGAGAACUUAAAAGUUUAAAAGUAAAAAGUGGAGAAAGUUUUAAUAUGCGUUUUGGUCAUAUUCAUCAUAGUAAUUUGAUUGGUAAACCUUUUGGAAGUAGAGUUCAAGCAACAGCUGGAUUUGUUUAUAUUUUACGUCCCAUUCCUGCAUUAUGGACACGAUGUUUGCCUAGAAGAACACAAAUUUUAUAUACUCCAGAUAUUGGAGCUAUUUUAAUGUAUCUUGACUUAAAACCAGGUUCUAUUGUUUGUGAAAGUGGUACAGGAUCUGGAUCAUUAUCUCAUCAAUUGGCUACUGCAAUAGCUCCAACAGGUCAUUUGUAUACUCAUGAUAUUGACAAAUUACGAGUUACAAAAGUUAUAGACGAAUUUCAGACACAUGGAUUAAAAGAUGUUACUACUGCUGUAAUGAGAAAUGUUUGUGAAGUUGGUUUUGUUGUUGAAAAUAAAGCUGAUGCUGUUUUUCUUGAUUUACCAGCUCCUUGGGAAGCUAUAUCAUGGGCAAAAAAAGCUUUAUCUAAAGAAAGAGGUGGUAGAAUUGUUUCAUUUUCUCCAUGUAUUGAGCAGGUUAUUAAAAGUUGUGAAGUUUUACGUAAAGAAGGUUUUGUACAAGUUGAAACUAUUGAAAUUAUUCCAAAAACAAUGAAAAGUGUAGAAUUGUUUAAUGAUAAUUUAAAAGCAUUUGAUAAAAGAGUUAAUAUUUUUACUGAUUCUGUUGAAAGAAUAAUUCCUUGUAUAAAAACAAAUAAUUACAAAAUUGAAAAAGGUAAAAAAAGAAAUUUUGAUGGAUCUAUUGUUGAAAUUAAUGAAGAUGAUGAGUUAGAAAGAUGUGAUGAUGCUGAUUUUUCUUUGACAACAAAAACAAUAGUUUCAUUUCCUCAUUCUCAACCAACACACACUGGAUAUUUGACUCAUGCCACUUUAUUACCACAUUUUUAA
Molecule: messenger RNA, 1053 nt
Organism: Strongyloides ratti
Lineage: Eukaryota; Metazoa; Nematoda; Chromadorea; Rhabditida; Strongyloididae
Product: tRNA (adenine(58)-N(1))-methyltransferase catalytic subunit TRMT61A
Exons: 1
Coding region: 1-1053 (350 amino acids)
Biological process (GO): tRNA methylation
Cellular component (GO): tRNA (m1A) methyltransferase complex; nucleus
Source: RefSeq, a predicted model, not a curated record